AUGGAGUCUAAAGUUUUAAAAAGUAUGAUGAAAAUCGCAUCUCAACACACAUUAAACGUUGUUAACAAUGCUUUGAAGCCCUACAAUGUUUAAUCUCCUCCUAUCAAGAUUUAACCUGUUUCUAACUUAGUUGAUGUUGAUUACAACACCCCAACUCUCUUGCAAGUCUUCAACCAAAAUAAAGAUAAGAAAACAAAGCAAGCUUUUGGUUUGGCAGACAUUAAGGCAUUCUGUCAUAAGGUUAUUGAAUCAUUCAAUCCUGAAGAUAAGGACUGUGCUAUCGAAAAGUUAGGUGUUACUGACUAAGGUUUUUUGACUAUUAAGUUAAAAUAAUAAGUUAUUGAAGAUGAAAUUAACAAUAUUUUAAAGAAUGGUUUGAACUACCCCACUGAAAAGAAACAAAAGAUUGCCGUUGAUUUCUCAUCUCCUAAUAUUGCCAAAGAAAUGCACGUUGGUCACUUGCGUUCAACUAUUAUUGGUGAAUCUAUUUGCCGUAUUUUUGAAUUCUAAAACCACGAAGUUCUUCGUAUUAACCAUUUGGGUGAUUGGGGUACUCAAUUCGGUAUGCUUAUUACUUAUAUGAAGAGAAAAUAUCCUAAUUUCCUCAAUGAACCUAUUGAUUUAUCAGAUUUAACUAUGUUCUACAAGGAAUCUAAGAAGUUAUUCGAUGAAGAUCCUGAAUUCAAGAAGACUGCUUAACUUACUGUCGUCGACCUUCAAAGUGGUGACCCUGAAUGUCGCAAGGCUUGGGAAAUUCUUUGUGAAAUUUCUCGUAGGGAAUUCACUGAAAUCUACAAGCGUUUAGACAUUACUUUAGAAGACUUCGGUGAGUCUUUCUACAACGAUAAAAUUCCUGCUGUCAUUUAAGACCUCAAGGAUGCUGGUAUGCUUGUUGAAAGUGAUGGUGCUCAAUGUGUUUUCAUUGAAAAGUAUAAGAACUAACCUCCUCUCUUCAUUGUCAAAAAGGAUGGUGGUUACGGAUACGAUAGUACUGAUAUGGCCUGCAUCAAGUAUAGAUUAAAAACUUUGAACUGCAAUCGUUUAGUUUACAUUACUGAUGUUGGAUAACAACCUCAUUUUGAUUAUAUUAUUGCUGCUGCUGAAAAAAUCGGAUGGCACGUUCCUCCCACUACUCGUGCUGAGCAUAUGGGUUUCGGUAUCGUCUAAGGUGAAGACGGUAAGCGUUUCCGUACUCGUUCCAGUGAAACUGUCAAGCUAAAAGAUUUACUUGAUGAAGCUAGAGAACGUGCUUUAGAAAAAAUUAAAGAACGUAUUUCAGGUGGUGCUAAAGAAGAAGGUGCUGAAGAAGAUGAAGAAGAAAAAGAAAACAAGGGUAACUACACCAAGCUCUCAGAAGAAGAAUAUCUUGAUGCUGCUGAAAAGAUGGGUAUGGCUGCUAUUAAAUAUUACGAUUUACGUUAAAACAGAAUCAGCAACUAUAACUUCUCUUAUGAUAAAAUGCUUGACACUAAGGGUAAUACUGCUGUCUACUUACUCUAUUCCUAUGCUCGUCUUUGCUCCAUCAUCCGUAAGAGUGGUGUCUAGUCUGAAGAACUCUGCAAAAUUAUCUAAACUUAAGGAUUCAAGAUUUCUCAUCCCCAAGAAAGAAUCAUUGCUUCCCUCCUCAUAAAGUUCCCUGAUGUUCUUGACUAGGUUACUGAAGAUUUAGCAAUUAAUCGUUUAACUGACUAUAUGUAUGACCUUGCUUGCAAAGUAGCUGAAGGUUAUCGUAAAUAUCACAUCAACAAUUCUGAAGAUAAGCUUACUCGUAUCCUUCUCAUUGAAGCUACUCGUUAAGUCCUUGAAAAGUGUUUCUACUUGGUUGGUAUCAAGCCCCUUGAAAAAAUCUGA
This is a messenger RNA of Tetrahymena thermophila SB210, 1851 nucleotides long. Its product is annotated as arginyl-tRNA synthetase protein. NCBI's taxonomy places the organism in Eukaryota, Ciliophora, Oligohymenophorea, Hymenostomatida, Tetrahymenidae. Gene Ontology annotation, molecular function: arginine-tRNA ligase activity; ATP binding. The transcript has 2 exons. The record is from RefSeq and is a predicted model, not a curated record. Gene Ontology annotation, biological process: arginyl-tRNA aminoacylation.